GAAUAUGUCCAUAUGUGACGUCAUCGCGAAACUGAAAGUAGUUGCUAGGAAGUAACUCACUGGCGUCGUUGGCAAUCAUUUAAGAAUUAUUAAAUUAAUAGGAAUGGAAAUUUGUCCACAUUUACCGCUGGACUGCUUGAUCACUGUAUUUUCCCUUCUUCCGGAUGAAGAUUUAAUUAGUGUGUCAACAGUUUGUAAGGACUGGUACCAUGCUGCAGAGACACAAUGGUUGUGGAAGAGACUGUGUUUACAGAAAUGGAGUUUCUGCAAUGUUUCCCAGUUCCGCACAGACACCGGGACAUCCUCAUGGAAAAUGUAUUAUCUGCGUCGAUCUCAUCUGGAGAUGAAAAUGAAGUCAGGCAGGUCAUGUGCAGACUACACCUGCAAAAGCCUGCGAGGCCAUAAAGGCAAGGUUGUUGGUUUUGCAUACUUGGUUGGAAAUGAUGACUGCUCAGACGUUUGGAAGUCUACGCCAGUUGUCUGUAGUGCAUCCACAGAUGGCACAGUCAAAGCAUGGGACAUCCAGAAGGGUGUUAAUUUAUGGACCAGUCCUGCUCAAAGUCCUAUGCAGGACAUCAUAGUCGACCCGGUUCAGUCUGUUGUUGUCACAUCUGACUGCACAGGAACAAUCAAAGCAUGGGAGGGAUUAACCGGACAGGAGCUGGCUUCAUUUGAGUCAGGACUCUCAAAUGCCAGACUGAUGUUAUUCAAUGACAAAAACAGCUCUUUUGUCAUGGUGGGAUCUAUUCAAGGUCUAGUUGUCUUGACUUGUCCUGCACUGUCUGAAGUUUCAAGGCACGUGGUCUUCGACUCGUUUAGGGUAGACCUACUUCUUUCAUCUCCAGAUAAAAAGUGGAUAUUUGCUGCCUCCAAAGAAAAUGUGGAUUUGAGCCCAAAGGUUUUCUACAGUGAAACUGUGUGUUACCCAAAGGAGGAUGAGGAAAGUCUGUGUCAGAGUCUGUCAAUCAAUGGCUGUUGUGCUGCUGUAUUCCUUCCCUCCCAUCAUGCGCGAAUCGCAGUAAUCCAUACAGACAGUCUCUUCAGCAACAAAACAGUCUCAGUCUUUGACCUGACCAUGAAGGAAUCCAAAUAUAAGAAGGAACCACAAGCUCAACAAGUUACAUCUUUUCAGAUAGAACAAAGGAAUCGUACAGACCUCACUCUUGAGGCAAAAGGGAGCAACACCCUUCUGGUUACAGAUGGAAACUGUCUAAAGGUUUACUCGCUUACAGGGGAUCUUGUAGCUAGUUUUGAGGACCAUAUACAGCCGAUUUCUGCUCUUUGUGUGGAUAGUUUUAGGGUGGUAACAGCAUCUCGUGACCUGUCUCUCCGAGUACUGACCUGGAGAAAUGAUAAACAACAUGGGCUUAACCUUGAGAGCCAGUAUCACUUACUUGGAGGCUCCCACACAAUGUCCAGAGGAUUCACAAAUGUUGCCUGUGAUUAUUCAAGUAUAGUGGCCUCUGUGGAGUCAGUGGAUGGAAAGGACGUUUUGAAGGCAUAUACAUUUGAUUUCUGAGCAUUUUUCGAACAUAACCUGAUUUGGCCGAGAGAUGCUCUUAAAUGAAUGAACCAACGUAAAGGAAAUAUUAUUAAGUCAAGUCAAAACUAUGAUUGUGAGUACUUUUGGGUAAAAGGCAAAGGAUAGAAAACUAAUUGCAAGUACUUCUCUGUACAACUGUACAAUAAGAAAAAAAUUAAAUCAUAAUUCUGGGAAAAUAUUGAUUUAUUGGAGAUGAUUGGGAUUCGACUAUAUAUUAUAAUGUCUUUCUUUUGUGUGUACAGUUUCUCUCUUAACAGUACCCUGUCAAUUUUCAGGUCAACCAGUACAUAAGUUAAAAAUACCUGGAGUUGGCAACUUGGCAUAGAGCUUGUAGUGUUAAAUUAUCACUCUUUACUCUUGUUUUAGUACACUCACCUAAAGGAUUAUUAGGAACACCCUACUAUACUGUGUUUGACCCUCUUUCGCCUUCAGAACUGCCUUAAUUCUACGUGGCAUUGAUUCAACAAGGUGCUAAAAGCAUUCUUUAGAAAUGUUGGCCCAUAUUGAUAAGAUAGCAUCUUGCAGUUGAUGGAGAUUUGUGGGAUGCACAUCCAGGGCACGAAGCUCCCGUUCCACAACAUCCCAAAGAUGCUCUAUUGGGUUGAGAUCUGGUGACUGUGGGGGCCAUUUUAGUACAGUGAACUCAUUGUCAUGUUCAAGAAACCAAUUUGAAAUGAUUCGAGCUUUGUGACAUUAUCCUGCUGGAAGUAGCCAUCAGAAGAUGGGUACAUGGUGGUCAUAAAGGGAUGGACAUGGUCAGAAACAAUGCUCAGGUAGGCUGUAGCAUUUAAACAAUGCCCAAUUGGCACUAAGGGGCCUAAAGUGUGCCAAGAAAACAUCCCCCACACCAUUACACCACCAGCAUGCACAAUUAUAACAAGGCAUGAUGAAUCCAUGUUCUCAUUCUGUUUACGCAAAAUUCUGACUCUACCAUCUGAAUGUCUGACCAGAAAUGGAGACUCAUCAGACCAGGUAACAUUUUUCCAGUCUUCAAAAUUCCAGUUUUGGUGCGCUUGUGCAAAUUGUAGGCUCUUUUUCCGAUUUGUAGUAAAGAUGAGUGGUACCCAGUGGGGUCUUCUGCUGUUGUAGCCCAUCCGCCUCAAGGUUGUGCGUGUUGUGGCUUCACAAAUGCUUUGCUGCAUACCUCGGUUGUAACGAGUGGUUAUUUGAGUCAAAGUUGCUCUUUUAUCAGCUUGAAUCAGUCAACUCAUUCUCCUCUGACCUCUAGCAUCAACAAGGCAUUUUUGCCCACAGGACUGAAGGGCUCGUUAUAGUCGUGCGUAGGUCCUACGGCGUAGCAGCGACGGCGUAGGUUCCGCGUCGGUUUUCAUUUAUACUUUUGCGUCGUCGUCCGCGUCGACGUGCAAACACACGCGCGACCGCUGGUAGGCAGUAUCCACGCGUGUAACCACAGUAGCAGCACAAACGUGAAAGAAGAAGAAGCUUAGCAAGUUAACCCACAAACGAAGAAGAAACAGCAACUUGUUGUGUAUAAUUUGAGAAGACCAGCAAUGAUGGAAGUAAAUAAACAGCGACUUUUGAUGCAGUUUGAGUUAAAUCACUCCUCAACUUGCCUCCUCCUUGGUUUUACCGUCACAAACGGAAAUACCUAUGACGCAGUUUUUUUACCUGACGGGGGGGGGG
Messenger RNA from Misgurnus anguillicaudatus (oriental weatherfish), 3187 nucleotides. It is a transcript of the gene fbxw12, whose product is annotated as F-box and WD repeat domain containing 12. Lineage: Eukaryota; Metazoa; Chordata; Actinopteri; Cypriniformes; Cobitidae. The record is from RefSeq and is a predicted model, not a curated record. Gene Ontology annotation, molecular function: protein binding. Gene Ontology annotation, cellular component: cytoplasm.